Molecule: messenger RNA, 1710 nt
Organism: Cylindrotheca closterium
Lineage: Eukaryota; Bacillariophyta; Bacillariophyceae; Bacillariales; Bacillariaceae
Source: the annotation of a GenBank genome assembly
AUGAAGCAGCCGUUGCAUUCCAGCUUUUCUAGGACGAUAACAAAACAGGGAGGAACAGGAGGAGGAUCAUUAGCAUCGUCCUGGAGGAGAAGAAGGAGCAGCAGUCCGCUCAGAAUCACCACACCGUCCAAAUCGAAAUGUCAGCUCAGUGCCACAGGAAAUGAUGAUGAUGAUGAAUGGUGGGACCUGGAAGAAGAUAUGGCCGAGAUUGCGGCAAUGGGAGGAGAUCCAUCCUUCUUGCUUCCAGGUCUUGACGAACCGAAAUCAAAGAAUAAAGGCAAUGACGACACAAACCAAGAGCGUAGCAUACCGUCCAAGGCCCCACAGGAGUCGUCGUCGUCGUCGUCAUCACGGGACCUGGAAGACGAGAUUGCGGCAAUGGGAGGAGAUCCGUCGUUCUUGCUUCCAGAGGACAUUGAAUCAAAAGACAACAAUAAUCGUGGUGGUGAAUCAUACAACGAGCGAAGUAUACCAUCCAAGGUCCCACCAGUGCCGCCAUCGUCAUGGGACCUGGAAGAAGACAUGGCCGAGAUCGCGGCAAUGGGAGGAGAUCCGUCGUUCUUGCUUCCACCCGAUGAACCGAAACCAAAGAAUAGUGAUGGUGGAAAAUCAACAUUCCAAGAGAGUAGUAGUAUAUCAUCCAAGGUCCCACCGCCAUCGCCAUCAUCGUCAUGGGACCUGGAAGAAGACAUGGCCGAGAUUGCGGCAAUGGGAGGAGACCCGUCCUUCUUGCUUCCACCCGAUGAACCGAAAUCAAAAGGAAAAGAUGGUGGAAAAUCAAAAGAAAACCAAGAGAGUAGUAGUAUACCAUCCAAGGUCCCACCGCCAUCGCCAUCAUCGUCAUCAUCAUCGUGGGACCUAGAAGAAGACAUGGCCGAGAUUGCGGCAAUGGGAGGAGAUCCGUCCUUCUUGCUUCCACCCGAUGAUGAACCAAAGUCAAAGGAUUUUGUUGGUAAUGUCGUUGACGAGGAUACUAGCAUUUCCGAGUUUGAUAGAAGCAACAUAGGAGGCGAUUCCUUUUUCUCUUCUUCUUCUUCUGACAACAACAACAACAACAACAAUAUUAUGGAACGGGAUGAUCGAAGAUUUGAAAUUGAAGCCAUGGGAGGUGACCCCUUUUUCUUGACCAAUGACAUUGACCAAAAAGUCCUGCAACAGGAGGAAGAACAAGAGGAGGAGGAGGAGACAUUGCCCGAAGCCUUUUUGGAGUUGGCCACCAUGGCAGGAGCAGCCAGCCCAGUCAUGGACCUGAUAGACCCUGCUGCUAGUAGUAGUGAACCGAUGCCAUCGAGCGACACGAAAGCUCCCAACAAGCCGCCAGUAGCAGCAGACACCAUCCCCUUUGUUCGAAAUAAUAGCCGAGGAGAAAUGGAUUUGGAUGAUAACGAUGACAACGACGACGACAUGUCAGUAGCUGCUGCCGAAAUUGACGCCAUGGGUGGUGACUCUUUCUUUUUGACAAACAACGGCGACGACGAGGAUGACGAGGAUGAUGAUGAUUCGAAUGAGGAUACUAGUAGUACUACCAAAAGUGCAGCGUUAGACGAGCUGAAACAAUUAGCCAUGAGCGGCGGCGGAGGCGUAGCUGACAUGUUACAAGGAGGAAUGGACCAAGAUUCCUCAGAGAAAAAUAAUGAUGAUGAUGAUGAUGAUGAUAAAUGGGAAUGGGAUGGUAUCGUCGACGAAGAAGCACAUUUGGGAUUCCUGUAG